Molecule: messenger RNA, 1395 nt
Organism: Penicillium atrosanguineum
Lineage: Eukaryota; Fungi; Ascomycota; Eurotiomycetes; Eurotiales; Aspergillaceae
Exons: 7
Coding region: 1-1395 (464 amino acids)
Biological process (GO): secondary metabolite biosynthetic process
Molecular function (GO): FAD binding; monooxygenase activity
Source: RefSeq, a predicted model, not a curated record
AUGGCAAUUCAAAAUGAAGUUCGCGGUGAGCCCGCUCCGGGUAGCUCACUCAAAAACCCAACUUAUCCCAGCAACUGUCUCACCUUCCUUAACCCAUCAACUCCAACCCCAGCCCAGUCAACCCACGUUCGUCUUAAAAUCAUAAUCGUGGGCGCCGGAUUAGGCGGCCUCGCGACAGCUAUAGCCCUCGCCAGCUCCGGGCACACCGUAACAAUCUAUGAACAAGCACCCGAACUUGGCGAAGUCGGCGCCGGUAUCCAAAUCCCUUCAAACUCAACUCGCCUUCUAAGCAGACUCGGCCUAGACCCUUACCUGGAGAAGUGCGUCACAGAGCCGGAGACGAUCUCAUUUCGACGAUGGGAGUCCGGACGUGUGAUUGGUCUCACGCAGCUCAUCCCUAAUUUCCGCGAGACAUACAGGGCGCCGUACUACGUGAUUCACCGCGCUAAUUUUCACACUGCGCUGUAUCGCCGGGCAGUGGAUCUUGGGGUGACUGUCAAGCUUGCGGCGAGGGUUACUGAGUAUGAUGUUGCGAGGACUGGGAUCCUUCUUGAAAGUGGAGACUCUGUACAGGCGGAUCUAGUUGUUGCUGCUGACGGUGUCAAAUCUGUCGCGAGACAGCUGGUUGAGAAUGGGCCUGCAAUUGAGCAAACUGGAUUCGCAGCCUAUCGAGCAACAGUCGAUGUCGCACGUAUCAGGGCAGAUCCGGAGAUCUCUUGGCUAUUGGAACGUCCAAAUCUAAAUAUCUGGAUCGGGGAUCAAAGACACGUCAUGACAUACACGAUUGGAGCAGGUAAAUCAUUUAACAUGGUUCUUUCGCAUCCGGAUGACACGGAUCCUUCGACCUGGGAUCAAACAACAGCGCUGAGCGAUAUGCAGCGUGAGUUUCAAGGGUGGGACACAAGGCUUCAAAAAAUCAUCGGCAUGAUCGAGAAGACCAUCAAGUGGCCGCUUGUUAGUUGUGCACCUUUGACGCGGUGGACUACGGGCCGAAUCGUGAUCUUGGGUGAUGCCGCACAUGCCAUGUUACCAUAUAUGUCUCAGGGUGCAGCAAUGGCCGUAGAGGACGGCGUCGCCCUGGCUCGCUCUCUAUCCAGAAUCAACAACGCCCAAGAUAUACCCCAUGCGCUCAGCAUCUUCGAGAAAGUCCGCAUGGACAGAGCAGGGAAGAUGCAAGAAGCGAGUCUUUUGAACGGCAAGUUAUGGCAUUUCGCUGAUGGGCCACUUCAACGAGCUCGUGACAAGGCUAUGGAGCCGGAGACGCGGGGUGAGCCUUUCAGUCAUAGUCCGAAUCAAUGGAGUGACCCGGCGACGCAGAUGUGGGCUUAUCAUUAUGAUGCGGAGGUGGAGAUUGAUCGUGCUUGGGAGAAGGAUGCGCGGAGGUGUUGCUUGUAG